CCAAAGCUUGAUUAGUUUUCAGAAUAAAAGUGAACAAGAGAAGUUACAUCCUGGACCAUCAGCUCAACACAUCCACAACAAGAAGGAUUUAGAAACAAGAACUACUGCAUCUUCACCAGCAUUGCCAUUAACAGGCCUGCAGAAAAGCAGCAAAAAUUUGCAGAUCAAGCAGAUAAUACUGCUCAGAUCUAAGAAAGACUCCGGUAGGACAUCUGAGGAACAGACGGAAUCUGACAGAUUCACUUCCACCAUCUCUAUCAGACUUCCCAUCAGAAGAUCCAAAAAAGACAUAGCAGAGGAAAAAACGUUACAAGCCACGACUAAUCUUUACAGCACACUUGAAGUGGUAAAGAACACAGCUAAUCAACACAAAACAGAGCUAAGGGACGUGUUUUCACCAACAGAGCAAUGUGGCAAAUCAACUGGUGAAUUAUUUAAGGAUGGGGAUUGGCCAAAAGCAACCUUUGAUGAAGACCACUUUAACACUCUGCAUCAACAUGUACAUAACACACCUAAGCAGGGACAAAAUAAAGGAAUACAACACAACAUAGGCCUUCAUGAGCAAACUCAAAUAAUCCACGACUCCCAAAGACAUUCUACUCAACCUGUUUGUGAGGUACAAAAAGAAGUCAACAAGGAUUUUGGAGCCAACGACUGUAGAGAGAAUGCCCCAACAACUCCACUGUACCACAGUAAUCUGACCUCCAUUGUCGUGGACAGUGGACUAAAAGCAAGCACUGAUUCCCAAUUUUUUGCAUGCCAUGCAGAAGUGCUAAACCAGGUCUUGUCAUUAGCCUCUUUUACUGCACUUGAUUCUGAAAAUACUCCUGAUCCAGAACCUAGUCUUUAUAAUCCUUCAUCAGCUAUGUUGACUUCUGCCCUGGCCUCAGUUCUUGCUCCACCUUGGAGUAGUCGUCUUCGAAGACCCAAGCAAGGCAGCAAUGAAGUUGAGUACGUACCCCAAGAUUGUGGACAGAAUAUCAACCAAUCUAGCUUAUUUCGCCAGGAUUGGCAGCAACAACUUUUUUUACCUUCCCAGAGGCAACCAUCUGAACACGUGUUGGCCAAUGACAAUGAAAUGCAGUUAACUGCUGGAACCAGCUUUACCUCUCCUGACUGGCAAAAAGAGAACAAUUCCCCGAAUGUCACAACCACAGUACAGCCAAAGAGACCCAUUUUAAAAUCAUCCUCUGUGGGCACGAUGUACAACAAUACAGAAUUAUAUCCUUUUUCCACACCUCUUGACACUUGUCAGGGACCAAAUUCAGCCCAUUCAGGGUACAGAAUAUCCAAAACUGGAGAUGAACAUGGGCCUUUCAAAUCAUUGAGCUCCAAGCCAACAACAAGCAGCCUACUUCUCUCUUUAAGGAGGACACAUUUGAGAAGCUCCAGUGAUGAGCCCACACAAACGCAGACUCCGAUAACUAGGUCUGUCAGAACCCUUACAUUGCCUAGCAGAAUUGUUUUGAAAACUCAAUCGUUUGCCCAUUCUGUUACCACUGAGGACAAAACCGGCAAAUACCCAGACACUCCUACAAGAACAGAGGAAAUACCAGUCAGUCAAUUCCCUUUGUCACCUAGAAAUAAGAGUAGAGUGCCGUUAAGGGCACCACUGUUACAAAACAAACCAGAGACAGAAAUCUCAAGGAGACUAGAAACUUCCGUUGCCAGAGCAGAGGAGGAACAUUUCCCAAAAUCCACGACCAGAACGGGACAAAUUGGGGUUCUCAAAACUCAACAGAGUUCUUAUUUAGUUCUUUUGAGGGAAUAUUCUAGUACAGAGGACAUUGAUCCCGUGGAACAAAGUAGUGUUAACAACACCAGCCUGCAAACCUUCAAUAUUACCAAACAAAAAAUAACUCCACACACCACAAUUUCUCCCAAAGAUUCAACUAAUUUUAAUGUUCAACAAUCCAGCUUUAAUGUUCAAAAUUUAAAAUCACAAAGCACACAAAAUAUAAUGGCCAGCAAUUCUUCGGCCACAAGCACCUUCACAGACAGGCUUAACUACUCACCCAGGAAAGACUCUUCUGUAGAUGGAAUAAGCCCAACAACUGUGGGACAGAUAUAUCUGGACUCUAAGAAACAUUCUCAGUCAAGUCAAAGCUCAAUGGAUCUUUCGAGCCCUCUUUCUCCAAGCAGACCUCUCAGAAGUGUCAGAGUACCAAGCAUCUAUUCAUACCUUCGAGAGUCCAGCCCGGCUGUAUUCACUCCCUUCCCUUCCACCCAUUCUCCCCCCUUACAGAGAGCUAAAACUUUGCCUCCUAUGCAAGAUGGAGGCGAAACACUGCAGGGUGACCAGAAGACAUUUCCCUCAAGAUUUUCAUUCGACAACCCAUUUGCAUUACAAAAUUCUUAUGGUUCCAGCUCUCAUAUAGCCCCAGCUCAAUCUCUGCCUCCUGAUUUUGGAAGAGGAUCAACACCUCGUCUCAGCACUUCUCCAUAUUCUAGCCUCAUCUCCUCAAGACCUGCACUCAACAACACUUUACAAGGACUGUCCUCUCCACCUGCAUCUAAAACACAUACCAGAUCUACAUCUUAUGAUAUUGUAACCACUCACGCUGACCUUAUAAAAGAUGACCCAAGCUCUUCACUAUCCACAUACACAAGGAUAACAAGGAGACCAAAGGAACAAUUAGCUUCACCUAACAUAGAACAUAGGACAGCUGUUCAAGCUUAUACAAGCACCCUAGACAACCACAGACCUGCCCAGCCAUGCCUCCCACAACCUGCACCAGAUACAAGUUUUGUCAUGGAAAGCCAAAGCGCAAAUAUAAGCCUACACCCAAGGCAGUCCAACACAGGCUCGAACAACUUCCCUCAUCAGGAACAUGGCUUGAUGGCACUUCAUCUUGAUAAGGGUACUGCUUACCCCAAGCAAAGACAGAGAGAGAAAGAGAAGUAUUUACUACUGAAUAAGCUCACAGUAAAAAGUGAGACUCCACUUACAGCUGAGAAAGAGACUACAGCUGUGCAUAUGCAUGAGAGAUUGCAGGAAAUGCAGAGUCCCAAUUCAAAGAAAGGCCUCUUUGCUUCACGAGUUAAGAAAGACAAUGCCCUCUCUUCUGCGUCUUUGCCAGACAAAGAGGUUGUUAGUCCCCAGUAUUUAAAAACCAAAAGACAUUCGCCAGUGUUUAGAACAAGCAGCAGAGUAGACCAGAUAUUAAAUCGCUUAAAACUGACAUUUGGUGUCAAACGUUCAGACGGCGCACUUGACACAAUCACGAAAAAGAACAAGCCCCCCACCCAGCAACACUUAGACCCUGAGACUUUUGAAAAAUCCAAGACAGAGGAGAAAACAUGUUCUGGAAGCCAAAGGGGGCUCUCUAACUCUUCUUUAACAACCAAUAAAGACUCUUUGGGUUCCUUGUCACCACUAACAUUAAAUAAAUAUGAGAAUACAUUAAAUAUGGAUUGGCAAAACAGGUCUACAACUGAACAAAGUAGUUCUGGGUACACGUGGGAGGCCCCCGACUCAUCUUUGAGCACUGAUCAAGCAUAUUUUGCCACUUUUGGGUCCUUGUCACCCUUAACAUUAAAAAAAUCAUCUGAGAAUAAAUUAAAUGUUAAUCAGCAAAAGAGGCAUAACGAUGAAAAUGGAAACUGCUCUAAUAGCAGGAGCUUUAGUCCGAACAGGCUAAAGGCCCAAGGUAUGACCCGUUCUGCCACCUUGCCACAUUACAGAACAUCCUCCAUCAGUCCCCAAUCACCCUUUUAUUUGUUUGAUUUUGAUUCAGAAGACAUUCAGAAUGACAAUGUGUUUUAUAGUCCAGUGAGCAAAAAAACUAAUUCGCUUUGUGAGUCUGAUGACUUCUCUCCACUGAGCUCCGCCAAGAGUUCAGAGCAGAAAAACCUUGUGAGGUCUCGAUUGUCCUUGUCGUGUGCAGACUUAAAGUAUGGUCUGCACAAUGGGCGAUCUUUCUCAGUCAGCAAUGUAGUUUCAAGCCGCCCAUCAGGCCCUGGACGAAUAUCAACAAGCAGCGUUAGCGACCUCUCAAGUUUGGAUGACUUUGUGCCAAAGGAGAAUUAUUCAAUAGUUGACUCUCCAGUUAGUAGCUAUUCCCCAAGCUAUGAGCCUAGAUCUGUCAGUGGUAAACAGUCUCAACCUGGAUAUACAGAUGAUCAUCUUGAUCAUGAUGAUGCUGACCCAACCCCCCCUCCAUCACCAACUUCGUCCUCUUCACCUCGCCGGAUAUCCCAGGCUCCUGCUAUGUCUUCCAUCAUGAGGACAACUCCAGAAAGUCUGUCUCCUUCUCGGAGUAUCCUGCCAUCUAGGAGCUACACAACCAGCUUGCCUGUUUUUGAGGAGUCUGGUUCUGACACCACAACCGAUGAUGAAUACUAUGUUGACAGUGGUGAUGAUGAGGUAGAAACAGAACUUUAGAGGAGAAAAUGAUGUUCAAUUCCAUGUUGUUGAUGUGUUUACAUGUACUGGACAUUGAAUUUUUUUUUCUGUGCAUGGAAAAGCUGCAGCAAAAUUAGGCCUCUGUUAAACCAACAGAUCUAAAUUGUAAAAACAAUUAGGAAUCAGGACAUAUAUUAAUAGAAGGAAUUAAAAUUAUAUUAGAAUUAUGAGAACAUGUCAUUUAUCAGAACAUUUUUUAUACAGUAAAUACUAUGGGCUUUUUUUAUUCUAUAGUGCUUGAGGAUAACCAUCUUUGAUCUAAUUAUGAAUGUAUUUACAAUACAGAACAAUGCACUGUUGUUCCAAUUAGUCUUUGAUAUUUUCUGGAUCUUGAGGCUCUGAAAUGGUGAGUUCUUACAUCUUUCCUUUUGUUGAGGGCUGCCUCCUGUUUCAUUCACUGUAUUUAAAAGCACAGCUUGUCAGUCACAAUACAUACUUUUACUGACAGACAGUCUAUAGUCAGUAACUGUCAACUUAGUAGCUGAACCACAACUGUUUAAUGUGUUUGAAUGGUUUUUUUUAACUCAUACAGACUCAUAAAAGAGUCAGAAAACAGAAUAGAAAAAUAGUCGCCCCUACAACAUUGGGGUGCCAUCAUGAUUCCACCUCAGUUAUGACAAACUCUAUCCAGAUUAUGACGUUACAUAAUGUUAUUGUUAAAAGUAAAUGUUAUUGAAAAA
Molecule: messenger RNA, 5085 nt
Organism: Rhinichthys klamathensis goyatoka
Lineage: Eukaryota; Metazoa; Chordata; Actinopteri; Cypriniformes; Leuciscidae
Exons: 4
Coding region: 866-4384 (1172 amino acids)
Source: RefSeq, a predicted model, not a curated record